Messenger RNA from Mesocricetus auratus (golden hamster), 3895 nucleotides. It is a transcript of the gene Gjc2, whose product is annotated as gap junction protein gamma 2. The transcript has 2 exons. NCBI's taxonomy places the organism in Eukaryota, Metazoa, Chordata, Mammalia, Rodentia, Cricetidae. The coding region runs from base 1693 to 3147 and encodes 484 amino acids. Gene Ontology annotation, cellular component: connexin complex. Gene Ontology annotation, biological process: cell communication. The record is from RefSeq and is a predicted model, not a curated record.
UCUCUCUCUCUCUCUCUCUCUCUCUCUGUGAAGUGGCUAGUGUGUGCCCUAGUCAGAACUCACUGGAGGAGCUGAGUAUAUGCCUAAAAAUCCCAGCACUUGGCAGGUAAAGGUGGAGGAUGAAGAGUUCAAGGUCAUCUGAACUCUUACAAAUCAGUACAUAAAGAGUCUGAAGUCUGCUUGUGCCACAUGAAACCUUGCCUUAAAAAAAAGCCUUUGAGAGCCAGGCGGUGGUGGUGCAUGGGAAGCAGAGGUAGGUGAAUCUCUGUGAGUUCAAGGCCAGCCUGGUCUACAAAGCUACACAGAGAAACCCUGUCUCAAAGCAAAAUGCCAUUGAUGGGCAGCAGGGGUAAUCUGGUCGUCGUGUCUUCCAAAGUGCCCCAGUGGGCAUGGGGCCAGGUUUAUAGGGAAGAAUGAAGCAGCUGGGACUGGAAGGCCAGUGCAGGUGGCAAGUGUGGGUGGUUCAGGGUUUAUUGAUGGAGCCAAGAUGUGCGGGGGACAGCAAUUCAGGUAAAGUAAUCCAAGGGUGGAGGGGUCACUUUAGAGGGAGAUUGACAUAUGAGAGGUGCCUGCUGGUAUUCCAGUGCCAGGACUAGCAGAAAGUGUUACAGGCUAGAGGUUCAAGUUUGGAAGAUUCCCUGUAUAUGGCCUGAGCCCAGGAUUCUAUUUUUUUCCAGGGCAGCUCUACAACCAUAGCACUUCUUAGUGCCAUGCCCGAGAGUGAAUAGCUAUGACUGUGCAUACAUGCAUUGAGUGACAGGUCCUUCCAAAGCAAAGUCCCAUUGUCCAGGACCAAAGUCAGCCCAGAGCUAAGCUUCAAUGUCUUUGUUGUUUCCUGUGCACAUCUUACAAUGACAGAAGUAGGUAUACCAGAGAAAUGGCAAACUGUCAAACAAGGCUUUAACAGAGAUCCAGUUGUUAAAUACUACACGUGGCUAGGUAGGUCUACCCAGGAACUCCUGUUCCAGAUCCUGCUGGUAAGCUUUAGGCUCCUAUGAUUGAGAUCUCAAGAGGUGGCUAAGACUGAAGCUGAGAUAAGAGAGUUGAAUCCACACCUGAGAGGGCACCAGGUAGCCCUACUGUGUGAGGCAGAGAGGCAGAAGGGGUGGGCACUGAAAGUGUAACAUCCUGUGAAUGUGCGUGCGUGGGUGUGUUCAUUCUUGCUGUGGGAGUAUGCAUGUGUGUUCCUAUGUGUGCAUGUGUAACUGAUCACAUAAGCUCACUCUUCUUUAUGAAUGAGCAUUUGGAUAUUUAAGUCUUGAUUCUUUGCAUGUGUGGUUGGGUUGGUAAAUAAGUGUCUAUGAGCGUUAGUAUAUAUGAAUGUGUGUGCCAGCAUGUGUGUGUACAUGUGUAUUUAUGAAUGUGCACAUCUUUGUGUGUACAAUUGUGUCUGAAUGCAUAUGAGUAUGCAUUAUGUCAUGCACACCUGUGUGCAUAUGAAGAUAACUGUGUAUGCUGUAUGUGCACAUGAAUGCUUGCAUACAUAACACACACACUUGUGAGUGCAUGUGUGUAUGCACAUGAGGGUGUGUGCCUCUGAUUGCCUAUAUGCGGUCCCAAGAGGGGAUUCACAGAUGUGAGGAUGUGGGAGCAUUUCCUCAGGAACCCCUGUUGUCCUGCUGGCUGCCCCCUCUUCCUGCCCUGAUAGGAGAGGCCCGAGCUACAUAAAGAGGCCUGGAGCUACCACUCCCGAUGCUGGUCCAUACCUGCUGCUGCUACCACCUAAGACCUGCCUGGGGGAGGGAGCCUGAAGUGUCAGUGUUGAAUGCUUGGGGGACUCCUGGCCCAAGCCUUCCCAGCAGCAGGUCCCACCUGCUUGCUCCCAUGACCAACAUGAGCUGGAGCUUCCUGACGCGGCUGCUGGAGGAGAUCCACAAUCAUUCCACCUUCGUAGGCAAAGUGUGGCUCACUGUGCUAGUGGUCUUCCGAAUUGUGCUAACAGCUGUGGGUGGAGAGUCCAUCUAUUCGGAUGAGCAAUCCAAGUUCACCUGCAACACGCGACAGCCGGGCUGUGACAAUGUCUGCUAUGAUGCCUUUGCGCCCCUGUCGCAUGUGCGCUUCUGGGUCUUCCAAAUCGUGGUCAUCUCCACGCCAUCUGUCAUGUACCUGGGCUAUGCAGUCCACCGUCUGGCGCGUGCCUCGGAGCAGGAGCGCAGACGUGCCCUGCGUCGUCGCCCUGGCCCCCGGCGUGUGCCCAGGGCGCAGCUGCCACCACCGCCUCCUGGCUGGCCGGACACCACCGAUCUGGGAGAGGCGGAGCCCAUACUGGCGUUGGAGGAAGAGGAGGACGAGGAGCCAGGGGCGCCCGAGGGUCCUGGGGAAGACACGGAGGAGGAGCGCGCAGAGGAUGUGGCUGCCAAGGGGGGCGGAGGUGAUGGCAAAACGAUGGUGACUCCUGGCCCAGCGGGGCAGCACGACGGGCGGCGGCGCAUCCAGAGGGAGGGCCUGAUGCGCGUGUAUGUGGCCCAGCUGGUGGUAAGGGCGGCCUUCGAGGUGGCCUUUCUGGUGGGCCAGUACCUGCUGUACGGCUUCGAGGUGCCGCCCUUCUUUGCCUGCAGCCGCCAGCCUUGCCCGCACGUGGUGGACUGCUUCGUGUCACGGCCAACCGAGAAGACAGUCUUCCUGCUGGUCAUGUAUGUGGUUAGCUGCCUCUGCCUGUUGCUCAACCUCUGUGAGAUGGCGCACCUGGGCCUCGGCAGUGCGCAGGAUGCUGUGCGCGGCCGUCGGGGAGCCUCAGCGCCAGGUCCCGGCCCCGUCCCGCGCCCGCCGCCCUGCGCUUUCCCGACCGCCACCGCCGGCCUGGCUUGCCCUCCCGAAUACAGCCUGGUGGUGCGCGCGGCUGAGCGGGCACGGGCGCACGACCAGAAUUUGGCUAACCUGGCCCUGCAGGCACUGCGCGAUGGGGCGGCAGCGGCGGCGGUGACCGCGGACCGGGACAGCCCGCCAUGUUCAGGGCUCAAUGCAGCCUCUAGGGGGGCACCCAGGGUGGGCGGCCCAGCUUCCGGAACCGGUAGCGCCACAUCGGGGGGCACCGUUGGGGAGCAGGGCCGGCCGGGGGCUCAGGAACAGCUGGCUACUAAGCCCAGGGCUGGCUCUGAGAAGGGCAGUACAGGCAGCAGGGAUGGCAAGGCCACGGUGUGGAUCUGAGGGCAUAGGGGAGAGCUCAGGGAGUGCCUGGCAUAAGGGUUCAAUGGAAAUCUUUCUGUUCUCAACCAGUGGCCGCUGAUAGAUCCCCCUUACGGGACUUUAGAAAAGGAAGCAGAAGGCCCUUAAGAGGGACUGGCUCCAUACCCCCAUGCAGGAUGGGAAGGGGCGUCACCAGGGUCUUCUCUGUAGCUCCUAAGGAGGGGGAGACGGGGCAGAGCUGUGUCCUCGGAACUGACUGCCCCUCUAGGCUGUUAAGCAGGAUGACCCCUCCCUGGGCAUGCCAGCCUUUCUUCCUAGGCUCACCUGUAGCUUCCCCAUAGAAUGGAGGUGUCUGGCAUGAACUGUUUGGGGACUGUGCUUAUCCUCAUUAAAACAGCAGCCCCUUCAGCCCUUACAGAGCCAUAGAAAUCCCAGGUCAGGGACAAGCAGACGACAGCCUUGGUCUGCUCCCAGCUCUUGAUUCCCUGUUUGAGACAACUGCCUGAGACCUGAAGGAGGCCUGGGUUGAGGACAGCCUCCUCUCCCUGAGCUGAGGUAGCCUGGCAUGGGCCUUUUCUAGGACACCCUGGAAAUUCUGUCAUGCCUUGCUGCUUAGAUUCAUAAGGCUGUGGUCCAGGGCUGUGGUUUUGGCCAUGUUGGAAAAAUUAGAGCUCUGGGGAGCCUGUCCCCAUCUUUUGCGCCCUUCUCCCUGUUUUAAAGCCAACUUCCGGAACAAAUGAAAUUAAAUAAAACUAACUUUUUGUUUAUA